UCUUCUGUUUACUAGUAUCAUUCUUCUCUCUCCCCCCUUCGCCUGCUCCGCCUCCGCUGGGGAGGAGGAAUCCGCGCCGGCGUGAAUGCUAUGGCCGGAGCUUCGUCCGACGGGGCGGACGGCGCCGGAGAUGACGCCGAGCUUCGCAGGGCCACGGACGAGGCGCUGCUGGAGAAGGCGCGGCGCAUGCAGAGGGCGCUCGAUGGGGGCAUCGCCCGCAGCCUCCCCGACAACGGAGCGAAGUACCGCCGCUUGAUUGCCGCCAUACUCAGCGAGAUUGAUCGCCGCUCCGCGGCACGAGCAACUGAUGAUGGCAAACAAAAUAGGAUAGUUCAAUCAAGAUGUGCAGAAUCAUCAGUCAAACCACAAGCAGUAAACAUAUCAGAUUUCCGGUCCUCAUUUGGGAUGGAUGAAGAGGCAGGCAUUGACGCAUCCCAUUUGGAUACAAGUACAAACAUUGGUGACCCAAAAACUUCAAUAGAUAAUGAGGGUGUCUCGUGUGAAGAGGAACACUCCUGUAAACCCUCUACGUCUCAAAAGGUGUCAUAUGUUGACAGCUCAACUGAGAUGAAGAUUAUAGAUGAUGAUGAUGAUGAUGACAAGGAUAAUAAUGGCUACAGUAUGAUACACAAAGAUGUCCACACUUCUCAGAAAAGGAAAGGAGAAUUUUCACCUGCAUUUUCAAUGCGAUUGCGAUCAAGAAAGGUGGUUGAAGAGGUGGUUCUACUCGAUGGAGAUACUUGCAUGUCAGAUUCUGCAGAAAAAACAUCCUCUGCAUGGGAUGCAAUGAAGAUACGCUAUCCUUCAUGGGACAACCCUAAUUCUAUUGAGCUUUCUCGUGCUGACAUAAAAUGUCUUGAGCCUGAAUCAUUGUUGUCAUCACCUAUACUGAACUUCUACAUUAUGUACCUAUUGGGACAAAUGCCAUCGACAAGUAGGCACGGAGGCAAGUAUCACAUUUUCAACACAUACUUCUUCAGCAAACUAGAAGCCCUGGCAUCAAAGGUGGACAAGGAUGCUUAUUUCUUGAAUCUGAGAAGGUGGUGGAAAGGUGUAGAUAUAUUUCAAAUGGCAUACAUAAUAUUUCCAGUGCAUGCAGACGCACAUUGGAGCCUGGUCAUCAUUUCUAUGCCUGCAAAGGAAGACCAAUCAGGUCCCACCAUACUUCAUUUGGAUUCACUGAAAUUUCAUAGCAGCAGAUCUAUUUUAAGCACUGCUGAGAGAUUCCUUAAAGAAGAAUGGAACUACCUGAAUAAAACUGGUUCUUUAGAGGAUGAGGAUUGUCAUCUACAUGAAUCAGUGUGGAAGAACCUUCCUCGGAAAAUUAGGAGGAAAGCAGUCACAGUUCCACAGCAGGGCAAUGAAUACGAUUGUGGUGUCUUUGUUCUGUACUAUAUGCGACGCUUUAUCGAGGAAGCACCCGAAAGGCUUAACAGCAAGGACUUAUCUAAUAUGUUUGGCGAAGGGUGGUUCCAACCUGAAGAGGCUUCUGCACUACGAAAGGAAAUGCGAGCGCUGCUUCUUCAGUUGUUUGAGGAAGCUAAACAAAACAAGGACAUGAGAGACCCAACAACGCCGGUGCCAGAGCACCCUGUGGAAGUGCUGUCAGCUGACUCAGCAGCGCCAGAGCGCCCCCUGAACACUGUUAACGUCGCCACUUCAUAAGUGGCACUUGGUAGGCUGCUGCCAUGGGAGCUGACUGAGAGGUGGGCUGUGGUUCUGGAAGGUGGUGUGUGUGCAUCCAAGAAAACGUAGCAUUCAAUUCCCAUCUUGGGUUAUUGCCACAUGAGAGGAAACUUGUGGGGUGUAUUGGUAUGGCAGGCCUGCGAUAACGCAGAACUGCCAUGUAUAGUUCAGGAUAAUUUUAGUGUUUUUUUUGGGGGGUUAGUUCUUAGGCUCGACUGCAAGAGAAUGGCCGAAUUUCAGCAUUAGGUCAAACUGCUCCUACAAGCUCUGAGCUGCCAAGUGGACAGCUUCAGGAUAUGCUUGUAAACCCUGGGAGAAGAAUUGUUAGGGUAAGCUCCCACAUGCCCAACCCAAACUCUGCUUGUAAAAAAUUCUGGACCUUUGAUGGGUAGAGCUAUCUGUGGAGGCACAACUUUGAGUUGGAUACAGUCAGCUUAAGCUGAACAUAUCUGUUAAACCAUCAUAUUAGCUUAUGUGUAAACUAUUACAUAGGUGUUCUGCUAAAAGGAAAUAGUGAAAAAUAAGCCAGAAUGAAAAGAAAAACCUCAACUUUAAAACUAAGUUGGAAAAUUCAAAAUUUUGCUUAUGCCCACAUAGUUUUGAUCA
Molecule: messenger RNA, 2292 nt
Organism: Oryza brachyantha (malo sina)
Lineage: Eukaryota; Viridiplantae; Streptophyta; Magnoliopsida; Poales; Poaceae
Product: ubiquitin-like-specific protease 1D
Exons: 14
Coding region: 91-1665 (524 amino acids)
Biological process (GO): proteolysis
Molecular function (GO): cysteine-type peptidase activity
Source: RefSeq, a predicted model, not a curated record